UUGAUCCCUCUGUUUUUGAUAAUUGGAUCUGGAGGCGUUGGCGCAGCCCUGUAUCUCAUGCGUUUAGCAGUGUUCAACCCUGAUGUCUGCUGGGACAAGAAAAAUAAUCCAGAACCUUGGAACAAAUUGUCUCCCAGUGACCAGUACAAGUUCUAUUCGGUUAAUGUAGACUACAGUAGGCUGAAAAAGGACCGUCCUGACUUCUGAACAAUAUAUUCAUCUCCAUAAGCAGCACAGAGAGGUCUUCCGGAAGCCGUCCGCACAAUUGUCAUGCUUAAUCAUCCAGGAAAUAAUCAAACUUGCCUCAUGCUGCACUUGGUCAUGUGUUUGAAAAUGUUUUGAUGAGGCUUAAUAAACAUCUGAAA
Messenger RNA from Eurypyga helias (sunbittern), 365 nucleotides. It is a transcript of the gene COXFA4, whose product is annotated as NDUFA4, mitochondrial complex associated. The record is from RefSeq and is a predicted model, not a curated record. NCBI's taxonomy places the organism in Eukaryota, Metazoa, Chordata, Aves, Eurypygiformes, Eurypygidae. The transcript has 3 exons. The annotation marks the transcript as partial.